This is a messenger RNA of Spodoptera frugiperda (fall armyworm), 1887 nucleotides long. Its product is annotated as poly(A) polymerase type 3-like. The coding region runs from base 1 to 1755 and encodes 584 amino acids. The transcript is spliced from 10 exons. The record is from RefSeq and is a predicted model, not a curated record. Gene Ontology annotation, molecular function: poly(A) RNA polymerase activity; RNA binding. NCBI's taxonomy places the organism in Eukaryota, Metazoa, Arthropoda, Insecta, Lepidoptera, Noctuidae. Gene Ontology annotation, cellular component: nucleus.
AUGUCUAAGAAGUGGUCUACCUCGAAGUAUUCGCGCAGGAAUACUCGCAAACCCUUCCCUUUUGGAGGGACAAACCAGCAGAGAAUGAAGACAGUUGGGACCUCCGCUGUAUCAUACGAUGAUCCAACACUCAACCAGCCACUGGAAGAAUACCUCGCCUCGUUCGGGGUGUUUGAGACCGAGCAGGAGACCCAGCACCGGCGCUCGGUGCUCGGCGUCCUCAACAAGCUCGUCAAGACGUGGAUCAGAGAGGAGUCGCUUAAACAGAACAUGGCUCCUGCAGUGGCGAAAACUGUGGGAGGCAAAGUGUUGUGUUUCGGCUCGUACAGGCUGGGGGUCCAUAAUAAAGGUGCCGAUAUUGACGCGUUGUGCGUUGCGCCGCAGCACAUUCGACGGAGAAGUUUCUUCGUCGAAUUAAGAAAACUGUUGGAGUCACAUCCCCUGGUCAAAGAUGUACGAGCAAUAGAGGCUGCGUAUGUGCCGCUUAUCAAACUGGAUGUCGAUGGGAUUGAGAUAGAUUUGCUGUUCUCCAGGCUACCGCUUGCGAAAAUACCUGAUUCGUUGGAUCUCGACAGCAAUGUGAUGUUGCAAGACAUGGACCCGAAGUGCGUGCGCUCGCUGAACGGCUGCAGAGUGACGGACGCGAUCCUGCGGCUCGUGCCCAAUGUGGACAACUUCAGGCUCGCACUGCGCGCCGUCAAACUGUGGGCCAAACGUCGUGGCAUUUAUUCGAACGCUCUCGGCUACCUGGGCGGAGUGUCCUGGGCCAUGUUGGUAGCGCGGACCUGCCAGCUGUACCCCAACGCGCUGCCUGCCACGUUGGUGCACAAGUUCUUCCUCGUCUUCAGCCAGUGGAAGUGGCCACAGCCAGUUCUCCUGAAACGACCUGAUUCUGUCAACCUUGGCUUCCCCGUUUGGGAUCCUAGAGUAAAUGUGUCGGAUCGCGAGCACGCGAUGCCUGUUAUCACUCCUGCGUACCCUCACCAAAAUUCCACAUUCAAUGUGAGCGCUUCCACCAGGUCCGUGAUGGUGGAAGAGUUUAAGAUUGGUCUGGCCGCGACUGAAAGGAUACUGAAGGGCGAGUGUGGGUGGCAGCGCUUAUUUGAGAAGCAGGUCUUCUUCAAUAAAUAUCAGAACUUCGUGGUAUUGCUGGCGUCCUCCGCCACGCAGGAAGACCAGCUGAAAUGGAGCGGACUCGUCGAGAGCAGGAUUCGUCAUCUAGUCGCAUCACUGGAGAACAAUGAUGCAGUAGCUUUAGCUCGGGUGAACCCAGAAUGCUAUAAAACUGCACCAGCUAAUGCUACCAGCCAGCCCCCGGCCAACUGCUGCGCGAUGUGGUUCAUCGGGCUGCAGUUGGAGACCUCACGCAGCUUGGACCUGUCGCACGAUAUCCAGACGUUCACAGAGAACAUCAACAGUGUGGGGGGGAGAACUAACAUGCUCCGGGAAGGCAUGGCAAUACAGGUCCGGCAUGUCCAUCGAAGGGAGCUGAAGGAGUACCUGCCGGACUCCUUGCUGUGCCGAGAGCACACCUCCCCCGACACCAAGCACGAGCCACACCGUAGCCCUGCGCCCCCAGCCGCCCCCACGCGCCUGCCCAGCCCCCCAGCCGCGGCCGCGCCCCGGCCCGCGCCCCCCACCGCCACCAAGCGGCCCGCCGAGGGUGGCGACUACACCGACGCACCACUGUGGUCGGCGCCAUUUUUCAUAUUUUACGUCGCGAGUAUGUACCAAAACAAAUUGAGGAAAAUAUAAAACACACUUGUAUACAAGAGUGUACAAUGUGGUGUGAACGUCUGGAUAUCGUGCGUCAGGUCCAAGCUGCGUGAGGUCUUCUCCAAGUCCAGCCCGAUGGACCACAUCGAGCAGCAAUUGGCUGGAGGCUGC